CGAAAACAUAAGUUUUUUUUUUUUUUUUUUCCCGGCGUCUCGCUUCUUUUCCGUUUUGCUAUUGCCUCUACAAAGGUUAUGGGUUUUCUCUUAGGAAAGACGGAGCUUGAGCAACUGACAAGUCUACUUCUUGUGUGGAGGUCGCGAAGAGGGUAGCGAGAUUCGUGGGUUUCAUCAAUUUCUGAGUUUUCUCUACAUUGCUGCUUGCUCCGGUGGUGUUAUUUUUGGGAAAUAAAGAAGCAUGGAACUCAACAAGGACGAUAAUGUUUCAUUGGCACCAACAGCUUCAGUUCCUAUAGCUCAAAUCACAGCAGCUCCAAUUCUACAAGAUGCCUCAUCUCAGCUAGGCGUCGCCGCCAUACCACAUGUGGUUCCUCCUUCUUUUCCUCCACCAAUGGCUCCGAUACCAAUGGCUCCACCUCCAGCUGCCCGUCCACCUACUUUUAGGCCACCUAUUUCACAAAAUGGUGGAGAAAAAUCCAGUGACUCGGAUUCAGAUUCAGAGGAUGAACAUUAUGAGAUAUCUGAAGAGAGUAGGCAGGUCAGAGAAAGACGAGAAAAGGCACUGAAAGACAUGCAGAUAAAACGUCAUGCUGCUGCUAUCGCAGUUCCAACGAAUGACAAAGCUGUUAGAGAUCGCCUCAGACGACUUGGACAGCCCAUUACUCUAUUUGGAGAACAGGAAAUGGAGCGAAGAGCUAGGUUGUCUCAGCUUAUGGCUAGGCUUAGUAUCGAUGGCCAGUUGGAUAAACUUUUUAGAGCUCACGAAGAAGAUGCCGCUCCAAAAGAGGAAGUGGAUGAUGAAGUACUUGAAUACCCAUUUUUUACUGAGGGUCCAAAGGAACUUAGAGAGGCUAGAAUUGAAAUUGCCAAAUUUUCUAUCAAGAGAGCUGCUGUCAGGAUUCAGCGUGCAAAGCGGCGAAGAGAUGAUCCAGAUGAAGAUAUGGAUGCAGAGACUAAGUGGGCUUUGAAUCAUGCUAAAGGCAUGGUCCUUGAUUGCAGUAAUUUUGGGGAUGAUCGUCCUCUUACCGGCUGCUCCUUCUCACGCGAUGGGAAAAUACUUGCCACAUGUUCUCUGAGUGGAGUUACAAAAUUGUGGGAAAUGCCUCAAGUUACAAACAAGAUUGCUGUCCUGAAGGAUCACAAAGAACGUGCAACUGAUGUAGUGUUCUCCCCUGUGGAUGAUUGUCUGGCAACUGCUUCUGCUGAUCGAACUGCAAAGUUGUGGAAAACUGAUGGAACACUCCUACAAACUUUUGAAGGUCAUCUGGAUCGUCUUGCACGCGUUGCCUUCCACCCAUCAGGGAAGUACCUCGGAACAACAAGCUUUGACAAAACAUGGAGACUGUGGGAUGUAAACACUGGAGCAGAGCUGCUUUUGCAAGAAGGUCAUAGUCGUAGUGUCUAUGGAAUUGCAUUUCAACAAGAUGGAGCAUUAGCAGCUUCUUCUGGGCUUGAUUCACUCGCACGGGUUUGGGAUCUCCGCACUGGUAGGAGUAUUCUCGUCUUCCAAGGACACAUUAAACCGGUUCUCUCAGUGAAUUUCUCUCCUAAUGGUUAUCACUUGGCAUCGGGUGGUGAGGAUAAUCAAUGCCGUAUUUGGGAUCUAAGAAUGAGAAAGUCAUUGUACAUUAUACCAGCUCAUGCUAACCUUGUGUCUCAAGUGAAGUAUGAACCACAAGAAGGCUACUUCCUAGCCACUGCCUCAUACGACAUGAAAGUCAAUAUAUGGUCAGGCAGAGAUUUCUCACUUGUUAAAAGCUUAGCAGGACACGAGUCAAAAGUCGCCUCUCUAGAUAUCGCUGCAGAUAGCUCCUGUAUCGCUACUGUAUCACAUGACCGCACCAUCAAGCUUUGGACAAGCAGUACCAGCGAAGAAGACCAAGAAGACCAAGGCGGAGACACAAUGGACAUAGAUCUCUAGCUUCUUUUUUCAUAUUUGUGCGAGCAAAAUAUUAGAAUCGAGGGAUUCAGAGAUUCGCUUUUGUUAGAGAGAAUCUUUAAGAUGGAUUGAUUGUAAUCUUUUGGGGGGUUAUAACACACUCAAGAAGAUGAUACAUCGUCUUUAGAAUUU
Messenger RNA from Eutrema salsugineum, 2074 nucleotides. RefSeq names its product U4/U6 small nuclear ribonucleoprotein PRP4-like protein. The coding region runs from base 242 to 1924 and encodes 560 amino acids. The transcript is spliced from 7 exons. Gene Ontology annotation, molecular function: U6 snRNA binding; protein binding; U4 snRNA binding. The record is from RefSeq and is a predicted model, not a curated record. Gene Ontology annotation, biological process: mRNA splicing, via spliceosome. NCBI's taxonomy places the organism in Eukaryota, Viridiplantae, Streptophyta, Magnoliopsida, Brassicales, Brassicaceae. Gene Ontology annotation, cellular component: U4/U6 x U5 tri-snRNP complex.